CUAUGGUGCGGCUCGGCGGGGGCUGACACACCGGCACCCCGCCCGCCCUCCCUCCCUGCCGGCUGACAGGCACGUGUGGGAUGUGAGACCUGCCCUCGCCGGGGGAGCAUGAGCUGUGCCCAGGCCGGCAUUGUCCAGAAUCUGUACCAAAACAGGUUCCUGGGCCUGGCAGCCAUGGCAUCUCCAUCUAGGAACUCACAGAAUCGGCGCCGGUGCAAAGAGCCUCUCAGAUACAGCUAUAACCCUGACCAGUUCCAUAACAUGGACAUCAGGAACAAUUCCCAUGAGACAGUCACCAUUCCUAGGUCUACCAGUGACACAGACCUCGUCACUUCAGACAGCCGGUCCACCCUGAUGGUCAGCAGCUCCUACUACUCCAUCGGGCAUUCACAGGACCUAGUGAUAUACUGGGAUAUAAAAGAGGAAGUGGAUGCAGGGGACUGGAUUGGCAUGUAUCUCAUAGAUGAGGUCUUGUCAGAAAACUUUCUGGACUACAAGAACCGUGGUGUCAAUGGCUCUCACCGUGGUCAAAUUAUCUGGAAGAUUGAUGCGAGCUCUUACUUUGUGGAGCCUGAAACAAAGAUCUGUUUCAAGUAUUACCAUGGUGUGAGUGGAGCGCUACGAGCCACGACUCCGAGUGUGACAGUGAAAAACAAUGCAGCUCCUAUUUUUAAAAGCAUCACCAAUGAAGACUCAGUCCAGGGACAAGGAAGUCGGAGACUGAUAAGUUUUUCAUUGUCAGAUUUCCAGGCUUUUGGUCUGAAGAAAGGGAUGUUCUUCAAUCCAGAUCCUUAUCUGAAGAUUUCCAUCCAGCCUGGAAAACAUAGCAUCUUCCCAGCCCUUCCUCAUCACGGACAGGAGAAAAGAUCUAAGAUCAUGUGUAACACCGUCAACCCAAUCUGGCAAGGAGAGCAAUUCAGCUUUGUCUCCCUGCCCACGGAUGUCCUGGAAAUAGAAGUUAAAGACAAAUUCGCAAAGAGCCGACCGAUCAUCAAACGUUUUCUGGGAAAACUCUCUAUGCCGGUUCAGCGCCUCUUGGAAAGACAUGCCAUAGGGGACAGGGUUGUAAGCUACACUCUGGGUCGCAGACUUCCUACAGAUCAUGUCAGUGGCCAGCUGCAGUUCCGAUUUGAGAUAACUUCUUCCAUCCAUCCAGAUGAUGAAGAGGUCUCCAUUAGUGCAGAUCCUGAGCCAGCUGACCUCCCGGAAAGCCCUGUGAACAACCCCACAGAGGAAAGCCUCGGUGAGCCUCCAUGCAUCAACACAGUGACCUCAGAAAGUGCAGCUCCAGAACAGCUAAAUGGAUACAGUGUGAACAGUGUCGAUAGCCCAGGGGCUGUCAAACCACCCGGGGAAGUCAACCAGAACAGCUUAAAUGAAGAGCUAGCAGGAGAUGGGGAGGUUGAUGCGGUGCCAGUUCCUGAGCCCUUGGAAUCCAUCCCAGGAGAAGCGCUGCCUUCUUUGAGUGCUACGGACCUCAUGGAGCAGUCGGAUCUGCUGGCUUGCAUGUCUCCUCCUGAGCCCGAAGUUAGGGAAAAUAACAAAGUCAAUUCUGGUAUUCAGGGAGAUGGUGGAGUCUUGACCAGCAUAGAAACAGUAGAUAUUGAUGAGGUGAGUGCAGAUGUGCAUGCUGGCAAAGACCUAGAGAAGAGUCAGGAAGAAGAAGAAGAAGGGGCUUCAGCUCAGGAGGAGGAAGACAACAAGCUACAACUGAGGACCACAGCAAAGAGGAAAAACAGGCCAUGCUCCCUGCCUGUGUCUGAACUUGAGACAGUCAUAGCUUCAGCUUGUGGUGAGCCAGAGACCCCUCGCACACACUACAUACGGAUACACAACCUGCUCCACAGCCUGCCCUCGGCACAGAUGAGCAGCGAUGGAGAAGAAGAGCAAGAUGGCGGUAAUGGCAGGGAGAACGAUGAGGAGUCUACUGUCAAGGAGGUGCUGGAUAAGGAGGUGGUCAGUGAGAGUGAGACCAUGGCAGCAGAGCCUCCUCUGGAAAACGAGGCUGAAGAGAACUUCAGCCAGAGCACGGUGCCUCCUGGGACCUUGGAUGAGCAGCUCUCUGACUUGAAUGAUGGGCUGUUGGAUGGAGAACCCCCCAGGACAGGAAGUGAGAGCGAGUCGAGCUCCAGGCCCAAUGGUGACAAUGAAUGUGAGGCGUGCGACACCUCUUGCUACAGCCCCUCUUGCUACAGCACCUCCUGCUACAGCACCUCCUGCUACAGCACUUCGUGCUACAGCACCUCCUGCUAUGACAGUAACAAUCGUUUCUCCAGCCAUACGCGCUUCUCCUCCGUUGACAGCGCAAAGAUUUCUGAGAGCACAGUCUUUUCCUCACAGGAUGAUGAUGAGGAGGAGAACAGUGCUUUUGAGUCAGUGCCAGAUUCAGUGCAGAGCCCUGAGCUGGACAGGGAGCAAGUGGAUGGCUCCUCCCAGUGGCCAGAUGAACUAGUAGCUCAUGGUGGGAAUCCACAGAGAGCCACAGAGGGUCUAGACACCCCAGUAGCAGGUCCAAGCAGCAGAAGAGAAGGUGAUUGUCCUUUACUCCAUAAUUCUCAGCCAGUCAGCCAGCUUCCUUCUCUGAGGCCUGACCAUCAUCACUACCCAACUAUCGAUGAGCCUCUUCCACCAAAUUGGGAAGCUCGGAUAGACAGCCACGGGAGAGUGUUCUACGUGGAUCAUGUCAACCGCACCACCACGUGGCAGCGGCCCACAGCCGCAGCAACGCCAGAUGGGAUCCACAGGUCUGGCUCCAUCCAGCAAAUGGAGCAGCUGAACCGCCGGUACCAGAACAUCCAGCGAACCAUUGCAACAGAGAGGACUGAAGAUGAUGCUGUGGUAAACAACAGGGUGGAGAGAGUUCCCACUGGAGGAGGGAGUGACUCUGAGGCAGAGCCUUCCCAGCCUAGCCCAGAGAUUAGGAGAGAAGGUUCCCUUUCUCCUGUGAAUUCUCAAAAAAUCACCUUGUUGCUGCAGUCUCCAGCUGUGAAGUUCAUCACCAAUCCUGAGUUCUUCACUGUGUUGCAUGCAAACUAUAGUGCCUAUCGAGUCUUCACCAACAGUACCUGCUUGAAGCAUAUGAUUCUGAAGAUUCGUAGAGAUGCUCGCAAUUUUGAGCGGUAUCAGCACAACAGAGACCUAGUAAAUUUUAUCAACAUGUUUGCUGAUACUCGACUGGAGCUUCCUCGUGGCUGGGAGAUAAAAACUGACCAGCAGGGCAAGUCUUUCUUCGUUGACCAUAACAGCCGUGCCACCACCUUCAUAGAUCCCAGGAUCCCGCUGCAGAAUGGGCGUCUCCCAAAUCACCUGACUCACCGGCAACAUCUGCAGCGACUUCGUAGCUACAGUGCUGGAGAGGCCUCUGAAGUCUCUCGAAACAGAGGAGUUACUCUGUUGGCCAGACCAGGCAAUAGUCUUGUAACAGCUAUUCGAAACCAGCACCAUCAUGAGGCAUUACCUCUGGCUUACAAUGACAAGAUUGUUGCAUUUCUACGCCAGCCCAACAUUUUUGAGAUGCUGCAGGAGCGUCAGCCCAGCUUGGCCAGAAACCAUGCACUCAGGGAGAAGAUCCAUUACAUUCGGACAGAGGGUACACAUGGGCUUGAAAAGUUGUCGUGUGAUGCAGAUUUAGUAAUUCUGCUGAGCCUUUUUGAAGAGGAUAUCAUGUCCUACAUACCACUGCAGGCUGCCUUCCAUCCAGGUUACAGUUUUUCUCCUCGCUGCUCACCAUGUUCAUCACCCCAAAACUCUCCAGGGCUGCAGCGAGCAAGCGCAAGAGCACCUUCUCCGUACAGGAGGGACUUUGAAGCCAAGCUGCGCAAUUUCUAUAGAAAACUUGAAGCCAAAGGGUAUGGGCAAGGUCCAGGGAAAAUUAAGUUAAUUAUACGGCGUGACCACUUGCUGGAAGGCACCUUCAACCAGGUAAUGGCGUAUUCACGCAAGGAGCUCCAGCGGAACAAACUCUACGUCACGUUUGUCGGCGAGGAAGGGUUGGACUACAGUGGCCCCUCCCGAGAAUUCUUUUUCCUUCUGUCUCAGGAGCUCUUCAAUCCUUAUUACGGGCUGUUUGAGUAUUCAGCCAACGACACUUACACUGUACAGAUCAGCCCCAUGUCUGCCUUUGUUGAAAAUCACCUGGAAUGGUUCAGGUUCAGCGGUCGUAUUCUUGGCCUUGCUCUCAUUCAUCAGUACCUUCUUGAUGCUUUCUUCACAAGGCCAUUCUACAAAGCACUGCUAAGGCUGCCAUGUGAUUUAAGUGACUUAGAGUACCUGGAUGAAGAGUUCCAUCAGAGCUUGCAGUGGAUGAAGGAUAACAAUAUCACUGAUAUCCUGGAUCUAACCUUCACAGUGAACGAGGAGGUAUUUGGACAGGUGACAGAGAGAGAGUUGAAAUCUGGAGGGGCAAAUACAGCGGUGACAGAAAAGAACAAGAAGGAGUACAUCGAGAGAAUGGUUAAGUGGCGAGUGGAACGAGGAGUGGUCCAGCAAACAGAGGCCCUGGUCCGUGGCUUCUACGAAGUUGUAGACUCCAGGCUUGUCUCUGUUUUUGAUGCCAGAGAACUGGAGCUAGUUAUAGCUGGCACUGCAGAAAUAGAUCUCAAUGACUGGAGAAACAACACAGAAUAUCGUGGAGGCUACCAUGAUGGACACAUAGUGAUACGGUGGUUCUGGGCAGCUGUGGAGAGGUUUAACAACGAGCAGAGGCUGCGAUUGUUGCAGUUCGUCACAGGAACGUCGAGUGUGCCGUACGAGGGUUUUGCCGCUCUCCGAGGGAGCAACGGCCUGCGGCGCUUCUGUAUAGAGAAAUGGGGGAAAAUAACCUCCCUCCCAAGGGCACACACAUGUUUCAACCGUUUGGAUCUUCCACCUUACCCCUCAUAUUCUAUGCUGUAUGAAAAGCUGCUGACAGCUGUUGAAGAAACUAGCACCUUUGGACUUGAAUGAGGGGGUUCAGGCACUUCUGGUGUUUUUAUGGCUGAUGAUGUCACCUUUCCUGUCCACCAUCAUUUGAUCUUGGUUUCCCAUGUUUUUAUUUUUGAAAACAAAACAAAAAUCAAGAUUAACAAAAGCUGUGCAUGAAGAACUGCCACCCUCUACAAUCUAACCUUCAUGCUUUCAUCCUCUGUUUCCAAUGGACUGCUAGUCUGUAUGCAAUAGAAAAACAACUGUCUCAAGGUUUCUGUAUAUCUCUACAUACCUCCAUUAAUAACAAUGAAAAUACAAAUGCAAGUUACACUACACUUGACCAAAUGUUAAUAAAUGUUUACUUCCACCUACGUUGAUUAAAAAAUAAAAAAAAAACCUCAUCAAGCA
Messenger RNA from Poecile atricapillus (Black-capped chickadee), 5313 nucleotides. RefSeq names its product HECT, C2 and WW domain containing E3 ubiquitin protein ligase 1 (gene HECW1). The transcript has 28 exons. The record is from RefSeq and is a predicted model, not a curated record. The coding region runs from base 109 to 4944 and encodes 1611 amino acids. Gene Ontology annotation, molecular function: ubiquitin-protein transferase activity; protein binding. NCBI's taxonomy places the organism in Eukaryota, Metazoa, Chordata, Aves, Passeriformes, Paridae. Gene Ontology annotation, biological process: regulation of dendrite morphogenesis.